This is a messenger RNA of Juglans regia (Persian walnut), 1932 nucleotides long. RefSeq names its product DEAD-box ATP-dependent RNA helicase 57-like. The record is from RefSeq and is a predicted model, not a curated record. Gene Ontology annotation, biological process: maturation of SSU-rRNA. The coding region runs from base 214 to 1806 and encodes 530 amino acids. The transcript has 12 exons. NCBI's taxonomy places the organism in Eukaryota, Viridiplantae, Streptophyta, Magnoliopsida, Fagales, Juglandaceae. Gene Ontology annotation, molecular function: ATP binding; RNA helicase activity; nucleic acid binding.
ACCACUCAGCACUCACCAGUCUAUGUAAAACCUCCGAGAAAACCCCUCAAGUCCAAAAACCUAACGGCCGCCAUAGCCUGCCUGCAACCAAAGACCGUGCUUUUGUUUGUUAUCUUCUGCUAAAAAGGCGGAAGGUAAAGAGCACGAGGUCAUUUGCAAAGUAGUUUCUCUCAGAAUCUUCCUUGAUCUGACUCUGCUCGUCGUUCCUCAACCAUGGAAAAAGCCUCGUUUUUGUUUUCUGGUAUUCACUUUGAUCGGAAGAAAUUCGCCAAAGAUUUCACCAGAUUCCAGGAGAAGAAAGAAGAUAAAUCGAUAGAGGACUCACACUUGCUUGAAACUGAAAUAUCUGAACCGGGGGAGGGGAAGACUUCUCUCAAGAAGCGGAAGCGGAAGUCACUGGCUUCAGAAACGGUAGAGGGAUUCACCGUCUUUAAGAGUUCGAAAUCAGCAGCAGCAGCUGCACCUGUGGUCCUGAACGAGGAGAAUGAUCAAGCCGAAAAUAGGCUCUCCAAAGAAAAGAAGGAACUAUAUAGGCAACAAGAGCGGGAUGCUCUUUCACGGAAGAAGUACAACAUUCAUGUUUCCCGGAAUAAUGUAGCAACCCCACUUCAAAGUUUUGCAGAGUUAAGCUCUAGAUAUGGGUGUGAGCCUUAUUUGUUACGCAAUUUGGCCAAACUCGGAUUUAAAGAGCCUACACCAAUCCAAAGGCAGGCUAUUCCAGUCCUUUUAUCCGGUCAGGAAUGCUUUGCGUGUGCUCCAACUGGAUCCGGUAAAACUAUGGCUUUUGUGUGUCCCAUGCUAAUGAAACUUAAGGAUGCCUCAACUGAUGGCAUCCGAGCUGUUAUCCUCUGUCCCACACGAGAGCUGGCUGCUCAGACCACCAGAGAAAGUAAGAAACUGGCAAAAGGGAAAAAGUUCCGUAUCAAAGUGAUGUCGAGACAGCUAUUAAGAAAUACUGAUUUGUCAAAGCUGCCUUGCGAUAUACUGAUAUCAACACCACUAAGGUUAAGGUUGGCUAUUCGCAAGAAGAAGCUUGACUUAAGAAGGGUUCAGUAUCUUGUCCUGGAUGAAUCUGAUAAGUUAUUUGAGCAUGGUUUAUUAAAGCAGAUUGAUUCUGUGGUCAAAGCUUGCUCAAAUCCUUCAAUAAUACGCUCCAUGUUUAGUGCUACCUUACCUGACUUUGUUGAGGAGCUUGCACGCACAAUAAUGCAUGAUGCUGUUAGAGUUAUUGUUGGCCGAAAGAACACUGCUUCCGAAUCUGUGAAGCAAAAAUUGGUUUUUGCAGGGAGUGAAGAAGGAAAGCUUAUUGCACUUCGUCAAAGCUUUGCAGAGAGUUUGAAUCCACCUGUAUUAAUGUUUGUACAAAGCAAGGAGCGUGCGAAGGAAUUGUACGAGGAACUUGCAUAUGAUAACAUAAGAGUGGAUGUCAUCCAUUCUGAUUUGUCCCAAUCACAGCGAGAAAAUGCUGUCGAUGAUUUCAGAGCUGGCAAGACAUGGGUUUUGAUUGCCACUGACGUUAUUGCCCGGGGUAUGGAUUUCAAAGGUGUCAACUGUGUGAUUAAUUAUGAUUUUCCAGACUCUGCCUCUGCGUAUAUCCACAGGAUUGGUCGGUCAGGCAGAGCAGGGAGGACAGGGGAAGCUAUUACUUUUUACACCAAGAAAGAUGUUCCAUUCCUGCGGAACAUAGCAAAUAUAAUGACAGCUUCGGGUUGUGAAGUUCCAUCUUGGGUCAUGUCAUUGCGCAAGAUGAAAUGGAAGAAGCACCGUCCACAAAGAGACUCAAUAUCAACCAAACCAAAAGAUUAGGAAGAAUCUAGUAUUGUUCAGAGCUAAUCUCUUACAUGGAAAUACUCUUCAGGUGAUCCUCUCUCAGAUAACCGUUUCAGAACACAUUUGAAGAUAAUAUCAUGGGAAACAACCAAUUUUUUAUUG